Paramecium sonneborni is the source of this 1111-nucleotide messenger RNA. Lineage: Eukaryota; Ciliophora; Oligohymenophorea; Peniculida; Parameciidae. The record is from the annotation of a GenBank genome assembly.
AUGUAAGUUUCAAUAGAGAUUGCAACUUGGACUCAAAAUAAUCAUGGGCUUUUCGAUUAUGAAUCAUAAGACUUAAAAAUUUCUAAAUUGAUAGUUGAGAACUCUAGUUACUUGAUCCUUAAUUGUAUUUUAUAAUAUUAUUUUGUUAAUAGAAGACACAGUUAGUUUAUCAAAUACUCCAUCUGAAAAAUGUUUGGGUAGAAUAGUCUUUGAGAAUAAAUAGAUCUGUAUAUUUUUAUGAUAAGGUAUAGAUUUUUACAAUAAUUCUGAAUCGAUUGAUUCUUAUGUUAAAUUGGGCUCUCAAUAAAAAUAAAUAAUAUAGGUUGGAGAUUUGUUCAAAUUCGGUAGAAUGUAAAGAACAUAUAAAUGAAUUAGAGAAUACUUUAUUUCAGAACUUAAUAAUGGAGAAUAGGUUUAAAUAGCUAAUGACUAUUAUCAUUUGGAUCGUCACAUAAAAUUAGGAAAAAGUGAAAUAAUAAGACAAUGCAAAAUUUGUUUAGUUGAAGAUUUAGAAGUAGCAGAGGAUCCAAAAGAUCCAUAUCUUACAAAUCUCUGUGGUUGUCAAGGUCAUAUUUCAUAUGUUCAUUAUUAAUGCUUAAAAUCAUGGAUUAAUUAUAGUAACCGCAUAACUUGCAAGCAAACUUAAAACACAGUUUAAUAUCACUGGAAUAAAGCAUUAGAAUGUGAGGUAAUAUUAAAUUUUAUCAAAAAAAAAUAGAUUUGCAGAGUUCCUUUACCUGCCAGAAUUUAUGUUGAAAACUAAACCUAACCACUACAAUUGAUUUAAAUUGAGAGACUCAAUGGACCAUACAUUAUUUUUGAAUAAAUAACCCGUUAGGAGAAUUUAUCAAAAAGCUUAAUAUUUAUGCAUGCAUUUGGAACAAAUAUUAUAUCCAUAGGUAGAGGACAUACUAGUGAAGUUAGAUGUUAGGAUAUAUCAGUAUCUAGAAAUCAUGCUAGAGUUUCAUUUAAUAACAAUUGUUGGUUUAUUUAGGAUUAGGGAAGCAAGUUUGGAACUCUGAGAAUCAUUCCUUAAAAAUUACUUAUUGAUGAUGAAAUAAAAGAAAUAUAAAUAGGUAGAGUGUUAAUGAAAUUGAAAUUAAUAUUCUGA